AUGACAGCAACAUGCUUAAUCUGUUUGUGCCUUCUGCUCUCUCUCGAAUACGUUCAGUGUCAAAACUGUGGAAAAAAUACAGAAAAUAGGGACCCUGGUUGCCCAGGAGGAGGAGGAGGUGGAGGUGGUGGAGGGGAUACACCAGCCCCAGACCCAGCCACAACGACAACAACGACGACGACAACAACGACGACAACCACGCUACCACCCACAACGACCACGACCACAACACAACCACAAUCAACGACCACCACCACAACAACUGAACCACCUACAACGACCACGACCACCACCACCACCGAGCCGCCUACAACCACCACCACUACCCCGACGACGACCACUACGCCAUCUACAACGACAGGGCCGACAACAACCACACCUAAACCGCGAGUGUUUUCCACGGCACUAGAAAUGUCAACAUUCAUCGAGGAUACUUUUAUAAAGUCUACAAAGACUUAUAACAAUUUGAUAUUUCCUCGAAAAAAUUUCAAUAGGACCAUAGAGGUAGACAUUAACUUCAGUUUAAUAGCAAUCACAGAGUUAAAUGAAAUAGCCGGUACGUUAGAGGUUAUUGGGAUACUGACUUUGACUUGGUAUGAUGAGUUAGUGGAUGAUUCUUAUGACAGUGAUGCACACGGUAAAUUCUCAGAAAUUGCAAUUCCUCAUAGAUUCGUCUGGAAGCCUCCUGUCUCUCUGUUUAAUUCCGCGUCAGCCAUAGUGCCUGUUGGGGAUGAUUCUAACUAUGUUCGAAUGUACAGGAUCACAGAGGCAACUGAUCCUUACAACAAUCACGGUAAAAUGGAAUGGAGACCCGGUGUUGUGACAAAAACUGGAUGUGUUGUAGAUGUGGCCUAUUUCCCCUUUGAUAAACAGACUUGUAACAUAACCUUUACCCACUGGGGUUACAGUGACAAAGAAGUUGUAUUUGUACCUACUGCAACGAGUUUGGAUCUGAGAGAUUAUACACCAUCAGACGAAUGGACCCUUUCAAAUACAAAACUGAUUGUUGAAUCUCUGGAUGGUGGUUCUUUUGUCAAAAUGGAAAUUACACUAACACGAAAGCCCACAUACUAUUUGGUUAAUUUUUUCUUGCCAAUUAUCAUCUUGGGUAUUCUGAAUGCUCUGGUUUUUGUCCUUCCUCUGGAAAGUGGAGAGAGGGUCGGUUACUCUGUCACAGCAUUUUUGUCAUUUGCAGUUUACUUAACUUUGAUUGCAGACGGAAUGCCUAGGACAUCAGAGCCAAUGGCAAUCCUGAGUUACUACCUUAUGUCGAUGGUGGUCGUUAGUGCGGUUGCUACCAUCAUAACCAUCUUCACUCUCCGCGUCUACCUAAAGGAUGAAGACGACCCUGUACCCUCGUGUCUUGCCCUUUUCAUUGCUUGUCUUAAUUGUCGAGUCUGUAGGAGGGAUGACGACGAUGAAGAUGAAGAGGAGGAGACGCCAUUAUUAGCUGCAGACGAACUGGAAUUAGAAACAAUGAGACAAGGAUCAGCGAGGAAAUCGCGAUCCCAUAUCGAUGAAAUUGAGAGUAUUUACAGCGAUGAUUCUCCUCAGAAUCGAUACGACGUGGAUUGGAAGCUUGUGGCGAGCACUUUGGAUGUGUUUUCUCUUCUUGCUAUUCUAGGAGGAAGUGUGGCCAUUGCGGUAGUGUUUUUGGUACCAUUGGUUGCUCAGAUGUAA
Saccostrea echinata is the source of this 1680-nucleotide messenger RNA. Its product is annotated as neuronal acetylcholine receptor subunit alpha-9-like. Bases 1 to 1680 code for a protein of 559 amino acids. Gene Ontology annotation, biological process: nervous system process; signal transduction; chemical synaptic transmission. The transcript has a single exon. Gene Ontology annotation, molecular function: neurotransmitter receptor activity; extracellular ligand-gated monoatomic ion channel activity; transmembrane signaling receptor activity. The record is from RefSeq and is a predicted model, not a curated record. Gene Ontology annotation, cellular component: synapse; neuron projection; membrane. Lineage: Eukaryota; Metazoa; Mollusca; Bivalvia; Ostreida; Ostreidae.